AUGAGUUCGACGGACGCAAACGAGAGACCGCACGCCGUGUGUGUCCCAUUCCCAGCACAAGGCCACAUAAACCCAAUGCUGAAACUAGCAAAACUCCUUCACUUCAAUGGCUUUUACAUCACCUUUGUCAACACCCACUAUAACCACAAACGCCUUCUCAAAAGCCGAGGCAUGGACUCCCUCAACGGGCUUCCCUCGUUCCGCUUCGAAACCAUCCCCGACGGGCUUCCCGAGCCCGAAGUUGAAGGCACACACCACGUGCCUUCGCUGUGCGACUCAACCAGCACCACUUGCUUGCCUCACUUCAGAAACCUCCUUUCAAAACUGAACAACGAAUCCAGUGUCCCCGCUGUCUCUUGCAUCAUUUCUGACGGCGUCAUGAGCUUCACUUUGGAUGCUUCACAGGAAUUAGGUCUGCCAAACGUGUUAUUUUGGACCAGUAGCGCAUGUGGGUUCAUGUGCUACGUGCAUUACCAUCAACUUAUUCAACGAGGAAUUGUGCCAUUCAAAGAUACGAGUGAUCUCACAAACGGAUAUCUUGAUACUACAAUCGAUUGGGUGGCAGGCAUUAAAGAGAUUCGAUUGAAGGAUAUUCCGUCCUUCAUUAGAACCACAGAUCCAGAAGAUAUUAUGCUUAAUUUCGCUCGUGACGAGUGUAUAAGAGCUGAGAAAGCUUCUGCAAUAAUUUUGAACACAUUUGAUGCCUUAGAGCACGAUGUUUUGGAAGCAUUCUCAUCCAUUUUGCCUCCUGUGUAUUCCAUUGGUCCCUUAAGUUCUCUGUUGAACAAUGUUAGUGAUAAGAGGUUGAACGCAAUAGGGUCCAACCUAUGGAGGGAGGAGCCAGGGUCUCUGGAAUGGCUUGAUACUAAAGAAGCCAACACAGUGGUUUAUGUGAACUUUGGAAGCGUGACAGUUAUGACAAAUGAGCAAAUGAUUGAGUUUGCAUGGGGACUGGCAAACAGCAACAAAAGCUUUGUGUGGGUUAUAAGACCAGAUCUUGUGGUUGGUGAAAGAGCUGUUCUACCUCCAGAGUUUGUUACACAAACUAAGAACAGAGGUCUGUUAUCUGGUUGGUGUCCCCAAGAGGAAGUGUUGGGUCACCCAGCAAUUGGAGUGUUCCUGACUCACAGCGGUUGGAACUCAACGUUGGAAAGUUUAUGUGCUGGUGUUCCAAUGAUAUGUUGGCCUUUCUUUGCGGAGCAACAAACAAAUUGUAGGUUUUGUUGCAAGGAAUGGGGGAUUGGGGUGGAGAUUGAAGAUGUUGAGAGGGACCAAAUUGAGAGGCUUGUCAGAGAGAUGAUGGAUGGUGAAAAGGGUAAAGACAUGAAAAGGAAAGCUGUAGAUUGGAAAAUAUUGGCCAAAAAGGCUGCUUCUGGUCCCAGUGGUUCUUCGUUUCUUCAGUUUCACAAAUUGAUCCGUGAAGUUCUUAAGGGCAAAAAUGAAAUGACAAUUAUUUAGAAAGCGGUGAUGAUGGGUGAUAUGUAUUCAUUAUGAAAAUGAAUUCCUUAGUUUUAGGUUUCCAUUUGAGUCCUGUGGACACUUUCAGUAAUUGUCCCUCUAAAAUUUCGUUUAUUUGUUUCCAAAUAA
Messenger RNA from Vigna radiata var. radiata (mung bean), 1587 nucleotides. Its product is annotated as 7-deoxyloganetin glucosyltransferase-like. Gene Ontology annotation, molecular function: UDP-glycosyltransferase activity. The transcript is spliced from 2 exons. The coding region runs from base 1 to 1458 and encodes 485 amino acids. NCBI's taxonomy places the organism in Eukaryota, Viridiplantae, Streptophyta, Magnoliopsida, Fabales, Fabaceae. The record is from RefSeq and is a predicted model, not a curated record.